AUGACUAUAGACAGUGCAAAGAAUUCUAAAAGAAAGGGUAUCAACUUUACUUAUGGAGACAGAGAAAUACUAACGGAAAAUAAAAAGAGAAAAUCUUCUUGCUCCACAUCAACUAGAGAUUCAAACGUGCGGCCUGAUAGUACUCAGUUAAGAUCUAAGAAAAAUGAGAGUUGCAUGGAUAUUUUUGUCCAAGCUAAUGACAACGAUGAAAAAGAACUAAUCAAGCUGGAUACAAUAGAAAUUAAAAAUUUAAAAGAUGGUUUUAAAUAUCUAGGGUAUCGAUGCAGGGUUGUUGUAUCAAGACAAAAAGUAAAGGAACCCAAAAACAAUUUACCAGAUGCAUUCAAUUGGGUAGAGGGAAUAAUUAAAUAUUGGGAUCCAAAAUUUAAGUUGUUUUUUAUACACUUUUUGCUUUCGCCCUCAAUGAACUCAUUCAGCAACCAGAACAACAUUUCCAAACAUGAAUGGAAAUACUUGGCUACUCAAAAUAAUUCUCCUCCAGCAAUGACUGAAUUAAGUAAUCUUGUACUUUCUCCAUUUGCAAUUGAUAGAGGAUGGUUUGACCCAAAUCCAAUAACUUUAAGAGUAUAUGGAAAUUCUCCUGUAAUAGAUUUGUCUUCUAUUUUAUUUGAAAAUAGACUGGAACAAACAAAAUAUAAAGAAUCUAAUAACGAAAUCUGCACAAGGUGUAAAUUAUCGAUAGUUAAAGAUUUAUCUCAAUCAUGUGAAAUUUGUUCUAGAAAGUUUCACUCUAGUUGUGUAACUGAAGGGAAGUCAGAUAUACAGGAUCUAAAGGAUUUGGAUAUCACUAGUUUAAGGCGAUACAACUCUCCAAGUAAUUUGGAAUUGUUAGUAAUAGCAAACGAACAUAACCAAUAUAUUCGAGAAAGAAGAAAACUUUGGAAACGUAACAAAGAUAUAUAUGAUAAAGAAGGAAAUCUAAGUUUAAAUAACAAAUUUUUUCAUGGUAAUCAACUCCCAUAUGAUCUUGUUGACGUAGAAGAACUGGAAAAAGCUCUACCAGCUGAAGUAAAGAAUGUUAUUUUGGAAAAUUACAAUAUGUCCCAUACUGGUAUAAGAAAAUUACUCUCAAAAUUACCAAAUAAAAUAGGUUGUAUUAUCGGCGAUCAUCAAGUUAAGCUUCUUUGCAGAAAUUAUAGAUAUAAUGGGAGGAACAAAUCCACAAUUCUUACAAAAUCGUUCAAAGAGGAGGAAGAUUUAAGUAAAAACACCUCAUUGGAAUUGCCUCCCUCUAAAAUUUAUUCUACAGAUGAAUUAACUGUUCAGAAAAGUGAUUUAAUUGAUGAUAUUAAUUUAAAUUUAAAUUUGACUAAAAACGAAUCUAAUUUUGAGCUACCCAUAAUUGAAACCAGAGAAUUAGAUUACACAGAUCUUGCAAAUAGCCGAAAUAAUUCUAUUCAAAUAUUGGUUGGUGCUGGACUAAACAACGGCCUAGCACAAAAAAAUGAAUGUAAAUACAGAUGUAAAGAGUGUAUGCCUUGCAUUUAUUGCAAAGAACCACUAAUACGCGUUCCUAUGAUUCUAAAGCCAAAUGAAUUACCAAACAGAUCAGUGGUAUAUUCACAAAUUCCUACGAAGUUGGAGAACUUUGUAGUAUGUAGCACUUGCGGAAUUUGUUACCAUGGGAGCUGUGGAAAUUCAUUCAUUCCACCAUUGAUAUUUGGUGGAAACAACUUCAACUGUUCAAAUUGUUGUAAGUGUAUUCACUGUGGAUAUAGAGAUGAUGGUUUCAUGGAUUAUGCUUCUUGGGAUUCAACUUUUUCUAGCUGUAUUAGAUGUUGUAAAGGAUUUGAAAGAGGCCAAUUUUGUUCUAUUUGCAGAAAAAUUUGGACAUCUUCAUGGGAAGGAGAAUGGCUUCAAUGCGACAUUUGCAAGUUUUGGGUCCAUUACGACUGUGAUAAAGGUUUGAGCAAACCAAUGGAGUUCUAUUCGAAUGUAAACAAUUGUUAUAACUGUCCUGCUUGCAGAAGUAAUGAUAAUUCAGUUAAAUAUAAAAGGAUCCUAGAACAUUUUAUUUGUUUGGAUAAAAACAAGGAUUUUGUUUCAAUUCCUCUUCCUUCAUACCAGAAUUAUUGGAAAGUGGUUAAAAUACCGAUGGAUAUUAUUACAAUCACAAAAAAUUUAGAAAAUAAAAAAUAUGAAUCAGAUGAUUAUUCAUUUAUAAAGGAUAUAUUCAGAAUAUUGUACAACGCUCAAAUUUCUCAUAUGCCUAACCACAGAAUUUUUAAACUCGCUGCAAAUAUUUUGAAAAAAAUAACUCAUUUAUUUAGACUUUUAUUUGGAGAAAAUAUAUUAUUUAACUUUUUUAGGAUGGUAAAAGAUGAGGAGUCUUCAAUGUCAAUUUUGCUGGACCAGGUAAAUGGCGAUAAUUCCAAAAGUAAAAUAGACGGGGAAGUACUUGAAAAUACUAAUUCCUUUAAAAGCCUUGAACAUUCCUCAGGCUACAAAAUUAAUUAUUUAGAAAAUGAAGAUAAGUAUGAAAAUGAAUUUGCUGCAAUUUUAACCAAUAAUGUAUGCAUGUCAGAUCGAAUGAAGUUGAACACGGAAAUUAAUUGGAGUUUAAGAAAAACAAUAUCCAGGGAAAAAUUUGUAUACCUUGAAGAAUAUGAUUGUCUAAAUUCAGCAUUUGGGAAGCUUAUGAUUGAAUUUCAAAAAUGCAUAAUUUGCCAACAAAAAAGUGGUCAUCUUGUUCAAUGCUUAAAAUGUGGACUUGGCGUUCAUACUAAGUGUUCUGAAGAAGCAAAUAGUUCGUUUAUUUGCAAUUCAUGUACAACUUGUAAUAUAUGUUCUGAAUUAAUGAUAGAGGCAAGUAUCCCAGUUAUUUCCUGUCAUACAUGUACUAAAAGAGCACAUUAUACAUGUAUCUGGCAGGAUUAUGAGGAAUUUAUAAGCCAAUCAAAAUAUUCAGGUGUAUCUUCAAGAAUGAGCAAAAGAAAUGAAGGAAGACAUACUUUCAUUAAUUUAUCUCGAGCCUUGAAAGACAAUAGGAAUUACAUUUGCCUUUGGAAGAUUUUUUCCUCCGCAUCAUCUCCGAAUAAGCCUAGAGUUUUGAUUAGUUCUCCAUUGACAGCAGUUUUCGGUAAAGGGUAUUAUCAAUAUUUAAUUAAUGAAAUAUAUUUGUGUACAGAGUGCUUUGAAGCAAAGACAUAUUUACAUUCAAACCUAUUCAUGAAAAAAUAUGCAGAUGAAUACAAUAGAUUUUUAUUUGACAAAGUGAACAACUUCCAGAAGUUAAUCAAGGAAAUCCUUAAUAAAGACUAUUCUGAGAAACAUUCUAAUGAAGAAGGAACAAAGCAAAAAGAGAUAAAUAGAAUUUUGAAAAAAAUUUCAAAUGUUAAGUUAAAACCUUUUAUGCAUUGCGAACAAAAAAAUGUUAUUAUUUGCAAUUUAUGUUCCGAACGUUUUUUUUGCGAAGAUUUUGAGGAUUUAGCUGAUAUUGCAAAUGAUAAACUAAUUUGUUCGGUUCACCUCAAUUUUAUUUGCAACAAUUGCAGUAGCUUUGGAACUAAGCAUUCAAGGAAUAGGGAUAACAAGAUAAACGAUUUUGAUGUACAGAAUUUUGACACAAAAGUAGAAGAAAACUCAAAAAAGUCAAAGUCUCAAGUGAAUGUUUUUCCUUUGAUUUUGAAUACUUUGAUUUCUACAUCCCAAUUCAGAAUGACUUUAUCGAAAGACAUUUAUCUACUUCUUAAAAUUAUUUUGAGACCUUUUAUAGACCAGAAAAUCUUAGAAGUGAUAGAAAAAUACAAUUCCUAUUUAGAUGCUGAUAUAGAAAAGAUCAGGAACGAAAUAUUUAUUAAGUAUUCCAAUUCAGAGCUUUUUGCAAAAUUAAUCUCUCAGACUCUAAAUUCUUCUUUAUUACAAUGGUAUCUGUUUUAUAUCCACCAAAGCGGUUCAUUGGACUUGUCCAGAUUGAGAAAAAACUACCUGCAGCAUUUUUACAGACGUAAUAAUAUAAGCUUGGAUGAUCUGAUUAAAAGCAACACUCUCUACAUUAUUAUUGGGUCCAUUGAAAAGAUGGUACUUUCCAACGAGAUUAGUAGUACUACUGACCAAAAUAAGUCGAUACAAAAUUCAUUAAAUGAUCCAGAUUAUUUGUCAUUUCUUGGAUUAUAUUCAAACCUAUUAUUCCUACGUGGUAAUUUUCAUUUAUUUGGGUUAGGGAGCUUAAACACGAUGAACUGCCAAGCUAUAGUUGAUACUAAGAUGUAUUUUGACGUUAAUGAUUCUUUUAAGAAAUAUUUAUUAAAUAACCAAAACUCACGAAAAAAUUCAAUAUCAGUUACUAAACAGAGGGCUUUAAAAAAUGAAAUAAUACAAGGUUUAACUCUUAUAAAAAAUCAAAUAGAAAAGGACAGAAAAGAUUUUGAAUUGCCUAAAUUAUCAUUUUUUGUGUUGAUUUAUAAUUUGAUUUUAACUAAAUUAAACAAAAUAGACAAUUGCUUGGACAAUAUUUAUUCUAACAAAUGUAGAUACUGUGGAAAGACUCAGAACAUACUACUUGGAGACUACUUUAUUAUUGUUGGAGAAAAUAUUAAUUUACACAAAGAAUGUGUAUUAUGGUCUCUGCCAUUUGUUUUAGAGCCUAUAUUAAAUCAUUUAGAUAUGGGUUAUGAGUCUAAGUUUGAAACAAACAAAAAAAAAAGUGAUAUAUAUACACCGAAGUAUCAAACUUUUGAAAAUAUUUCUUGGCCAAUUAUAAGGAGACCAAUUCGUGUGGACAUCAAUGAUAUUAUAUUAACUUUAAAUGAUUUAGACGUUCUUAAGUGCUUUUUUUGUGGGCAGACUGGUGCUACUAUCAAAUGCUCUGGAAAUGAUACAUGUUUUAAGUAUUAUCAUAUCGAUUGCAUUUUCGGUAACUUCCAGUAUGUUUAUUUGAAUUCUCAUUCAAAUAGCCAAUUUAAUAAAGAGUGUGGAAAAGUAAUUAAUAAUUCCGUUUCGAAUAUAAAUUUGGUUGAGCAAUCAAUAGUUCAUAUUAGAUUAAAAUAUAGAAGAGUUUGGUGCAAAGAAUGUUGGGAAAUUUACAAAUCAAUGAUAGAACCAGAACCUAGUUUUUCAGAAGGAUUAACAGGAGGUAUCUUAAAUACAUUUGUUAGUAUGUUAUCAGUUGAUAUUAUUAUUGCAACUAAUACAACAAUUCAAGAAAAAAUGCAAACUGUUAAUAAAAACAAAGUUUUUGAUUUAUUUUUAGAACAACUCAUUUCUAUUACUAGUGGACUAGAAAAAAGGUCUUGUUCAAAGGUAAAGAUUUUAAUUCAGAGAUUAAAGAGAAUUCGUGAUUCUAUUUCAUUUAAAAAUUUCGAAUUUGAACCCAAUAUACUCAAUAAUUCAAUUAUUUUAUUGGACCCUGGUGUUAUAAUUGAUAAUAAGAACCUCUUGAAUGAAAAAAAGACGAUUCUUUUCCCAACUAACUAUAGAUCUUUACGCAUUUGGAAAAGCUCCGGAAUAAUUAAUAGCAUAUUCAAAAUUGACAAUUACCUUUCUUUAUAUCUCUGUUCAAUAUUUGAGGUAAAUGGAGAUCUUGAAUUUCAAAUAGACUGGGUCCCAUCAUCUCUAGACGAAGUUAAGAAAGUAAAGGAAUUGUUAAAUACUAAAGGUAAUAUCAGGGAUGAAGAACUUUUGCGUGAAAUUCACAUUAACGGAAUUCUACAUAGAUUAUUUUGCAUUCCAUUACUCAGGGAUUCUAAUUUGAAAAAUUUAUUUAAUAGUUUUUCAGAAUUACUAUCUUCAAGUUCUCUUAAAGAUAUUAGCCGUUAUACUUUACAGUGCAUUAUUUAUCCAGAGUAUUUUACUGAUGAUUCUUUUUUGGACCACAUUAAUACAAAAGAAAGUCCAAUGGUCAGCGAUUGUGAUACACAAUCCCAGAUUUUUUUUGGGUUUAGAGAAGAAUUCAUAUAUAAUUUCAUCAAACGUGAGAUAGACAAAUUUUGUUUAUUCGAACUAAUUUCAGCUUUUUACUCUAAAAAGAUAUUUGCCGAUAUCAUACAUCCUGAAUUAUGGUCUAGCCACAGACAACACCCAUAUUCUAGGAAAUUAUCAAAUUACGAGGGAUUUGACUUUGAAUACUCUAAACUUGGGAGAAACACAUUAAGAGGGAGUAGAAUAGACGAAGAAUUAUUUAACGUCCUAUAUGAUGGAAACAAUCAAGAUCCUGGCAACGUAGAAUUGAUGAAUUCUACUCACCAGAAUCUUCAAGAAUCGUCUAGAAGAAGUAGGAUCAAGCUCGAGGAUAUGGCUCCUUCAAAGCUAUAUAGAUAUUUGGACUCACUUCCUUAUGAUAAACGCCUAAGCAUCAAAAAAUCAAGUAUUCAUGGAUUUGGGCUUUUUGCAAAAGAACUGAUUAAAGCAGGUGAACCGAUUAUUGAAUAUGUUGGUGAAGUAAUACGUAAUAGUGUUGCAGAUAAGAGAGAAAACUUCUAUAAGUCAGAUGGAAAUAGGGAUGGAUCAUGCUAUAUGUUCAGGCUUGACGAAUCCAGCGUAAUUGAUGCGACUAAUACUGGGAAUCAUGCACGAUUUAUGAACCAUUGCUGUGACCCAAACUCAAUUUGCAAAGUUAUAAGUAUUGAUCCACACAACAAACAUAUUGUAAUAUUCUCCAAAAAGACUAUAGACAAGGAUGAAGAAAUUACUUAUGACUACCAAUUCAAUGUUGAAGAAGCUUCAGAGAAAAUUAUAUGCCACUGCGGCGUAAGUAAUUGUCUUGGAAGGAUGAACUAA
Messenger RNA from Cryptosporidium ubiquitum, 6738 nucleotides. Its product is annotated as chromatinic protein. The coding region runs from base 1 to 6738 and encodes 2245 amino acids. Gene Ontology annotation, molecular function: histone H3K4 methyltransferase activity; protein binding. The record is from RefSeq and is a predicted model, not a curated record. NCBI's taxonomy places the organism in Eukaryota, Apicomplexa, Conoidasida, Eucoccidiorida, Cryptosporidiidae. Gene Ontology annotation, cellular component: Set1C/COMPASS complex. The transcript has a single exon.